AUGGCGGACAAGAGAGACAUCGACAACCCGGAGGCGUCGUCUCGCCCAUCGGGAACAUCGGCCGGUGACUACACUCCGGGAUCCUCGAUAUUUUCCGCGAGGCCUAUGGCAUCGACCCGGAGAACCUACGCCUCAGGAACCCUGGAUAUUCAACCGACCGAGUCGACCUCCGAAGUGCGCCACGACGAGGCCCAGGAUGAUUCCUCCACCCGCCAGUUCGCCUCCGCGUCUGCCGCCUCAGAUCGACCGAGAAAACCCUCGGUGACCCGACGCAUGUCGUCCCGAAGACAAGUUCCCCACAAGGGUCAGGAGUUCUCAACCGACGACGAUGUCAGGGAAGUUGAGCAGGACAUCGCUUCUCAGCAAGCUUCCACUACCCAGCCGUCUCCCAGGCUUCGUCCCUUGCGUGCACAGAGCUCUACACUCAGGAAACGGCCGAGUGCACGACCAAGCCCGCUGACACGAGCGGAGUCGGAUAACCUCAGCGGAGAUGAUACCGGCCUCCCAGCCCCAGGCAUGGAUGCCUCGUUCGAAAUUCCCUCGCUACGGGAGUCGGAUGGAGAAGAUGAUGAAGACGCGAGUGCCGAUGAUUCGCAUGACACAGACGAUGAAGACGCCGCAAGUGACGCCGAGAGCUUCACGCUGAAGGACCGACAGCAAGCUAUCAACGAGACCCAUCCGUUUGGUAUUAGGAUCUGGAAGCCCGCAUUGUACAAAAAAAGCCGCUCGGUGGAGAAGACCGCCGAAGGGGAUAUUCACUCGUCCCCCGGUGGUCGUGUCAGCCCCCUCCUCUUUCUGACGAAUAUUCUCUGGUCCCUGUUCUUCGGAUGGUGGUUAGCACUUGUUGCGUUGCUGGCUGCAAUUGCAUGCUUCCUAUUCGCAUAUUCCUCCAGUGCUGUGGCAUAUGGCAGGGUCUUUGCGGGACUCUCGCGCUAUCUGUUGUACCCGUUUGGCUCUUUUGUUCUCUUGGAGACUGACGAGCACUACGCGGAAGAAGAUGAAGGCGAAGGACGUAGUAUAAGCGAAUAUGAGCAGUGGCAGAAUGGCGACUUGGAACAUGGACGCCUCUUCUUUGGCCCGCGCAGGGACCGGUCCCUUGUGGGUCGCCGCCGAAACAGCGUUGAUUCUGCUGGCGAACAAGACAGUCUUCUGGGCCGAACGCAGCGAGGGCAGCGCGAUGACUCUCAAUUCACGCAUUCCAAGCGCCGCCUAUUUGGCCGAGGGGAGUGGACUAUGGGUCGUGUCGUCUUCUUCAUCUUCUUCUAUUUCCUCGUGGGUCCAUUGAUGUUGAUGGUUUCGCUCGUCUGCUGGCUUCUUGUUUUCUGGAUUCCGAUGGGCCGGGUGACGACCAUUUUGGUGAGCCAUCUGCGACGCCACCCUCUCGCUUUAUCGUUCCAUUCCGACACGUCCUAUUCUAGAAUCAGUUCGGGUUCUUCAUCACCAUCUAUCCUCCUUUGCACAUACCGGGCCGCUGGAACAAGAUAUUGGAAAUACACCAUCGACGGAACAAACAUCUUCUUCAUCAAUCUGCUUGGUGUUGUCGUCUUCGUGAUCGCCGACUACUACCUGCUGAGUAAAUUCUUGGGUCUGCAGUCCUGGCUGACGCACCCCGGAUUAAUCUUCACACUUGCGCUUUUCUCCGUUAUCCCUCUUGCAUAUUUCAUCGGACAGGCAGUGGCUUCGAUCUCGGCCCAAUCCUCAAUGGGUCUAGGCGCCGCAAUCAACGCCUUCUUUUCGACGGUAGUGGAAGUGUAUCUCUACUGUGUUGCCCUGACCGAGGGCAAGGCGCAACUUGUGGAAGGCAGUAUCAUUGGCAGUAUAUUCGCUGGUAUUUUGUUCUUGCCCGGGCUGUCCAUGUGCUUUGGCGCCAUCAAGCGCAAAACGCAACGAUUCAAUGUGAAGUCUGCCGGUGUGACAUCGACUAUGUUGCUAUUUGCUGUCAUUGCUGCUUUUGGACCGACUCUUUUCUACCAAGUUUACGGCAGUCACGAAUUGAACUGCCAUUCAUGUGCCGGUUCACUUGCAGAAAACAGAGACUGUCGCCAAUGCUACUUCUCCCAAACCGCCGCAGUCCAAGAUGAUUUUUUCCAGAAGGCUGUCCAACCCUAUGCAUGGUUUGCUGCCCUGCUACUAUUUCUGUCGUACGUCAUUGGCCUUUGGUUCACUCUCAGAACCCAUGCUGCCUUGAUUUGGGCAACGGAGAUGGAGGAGAAGAAAGCGGCUCAGGCGGCUCAGGCUGCCCAGGCUGCUCCAGAAUCGUUUCUCUACGAGCCAAGACAUUUGCUUUUCUCGGGUGCAGCUCCUGAAGUGUCCGGUCCUGCAUCAGGCUCUAAGGAUUCUAUACGCGAAUCCCAUCUUUACAAACGCAUUCUAGGCCAGUCACUUAAACACUACGGCUUGGAUGACGGGAAUACCACAGGCAACUGGGAACAAACAGAAAGUGGCGCCGGUUCAUCCUCGACUGACCCUAGGGGUAACUCACCGUAUCUGGUGCCUCCUCGAACUGCGGAUAACGAUGGUUGUCCCGUUCCCAAGGCCAUUCGAGGCCUGACUGGCGACGACAAUGAACGUCUUGUUCGUCAAGUCACCGAGGUCGCGGCUACGGCGGCGGCAGUGGCUGCUCGUGAUGCCACUCGCAAUCGGAAACUUUCAACUCAGCAAACUGCUGGCCGCCAGGCUGGUCGUGCUUUGGCGGAUCAAACAAAGCCCCCUGGCGAUGAGCCCGAGACUACUGCUCUUGUUGCCGAGUCUCACGCCAGCGGCGGUCAUGAUGCACCAAAUUGGAGUAAAGUGAAAAGUUCCAUUAUUCUCCUUGGCGCGACAAUCCUCUAUGCUAUUAUCGCCGAGAUCUUGGUCAACACGGUCGACGUGGUUUUGGAGAGUGUGGAUAUUAAUGAGAAGUUCCUGGGUAUAACUCUCUUCGCUCUGGUGCCCAACACGACUGAGUUCCUCAACGCUAUUUCAUUCGCCAUGAACGGCAAUAUCGCCUUGUCCAUGGAAAUUGGUUCCGCGUACGCAUUGCAAGUCUGCCUGCUACAAGUUCCUGCCCUCGUCCUCUUCAGCGCUCUGUACACCCAGUCCAUUGACACGGCUGCACUCGCGAGCCAUUCCUUCAAUCUCAUCUUCCCACAGUGGGAUAUGAUCACAGUGAUUCUCUGUGUCUUCUUGUUAUCGUAUGUAUACGGCGAAGGGAAGAGCAACUAUUUCAAGGGCUCAAUUCUCGUCUUGACCUACAUCGUCGUCGUUAGCGGGUUCUACAUGUCGGGAUACAGCAACAUGGAUAAUAUGGGCGUGGAUCGUUUCGAUACUCUUGCUCUAGGAUCCUCAUCCAUGAACUUGCAGUCGAAGACUUUCCACACCGUUGGCAAGUCCCGGGCUGGGAGGGCUUACUAG
Penicillium argentinense is the source of this 3393-nucleotide messenger RNA. RefSeq names its product calcium/hydrogen antiporter. The record is from RefSeq and is a predicted model, not a curated record. Gene Ontology annotation, cellular component: endomembrane system; membrane. NCBI's taxonomy places the organism in Eukaryota, Fungi, Ascomycota, Eurotiomycetes, Eurotiales, Aspergillaceae. Gene Ontology annotation, biological process: intracellular calcium ion homeostasis; calcium ion transmembrane transport. Gene Ontology annotation, molecular function: calcium:proton antiporter activity. The transcript has 5 exons. Bases 1 to 3393 code for a protein of 1130 amino acids.